Trametes versicolor FP-101664 SS1 is the source of this 2022-nucleotide messenger RNA. Its product is annotated as PRP3-domain-containing protein. Gene Ontology annotation, cellular component: U4/U6 x U5 tri-snRNP complex. Lineage: Eukaryota; Fungi; Basidiomycota; Agaricomycetes; Polyporales; Polyporaceae. The record is from RefSeq and is a predicted model, not a curated record. Gene Ontology annotation, biological process: mRNA splicing, via spliceosome. The transcript has 9 exons. The coding region runs from base 1 to 2022 and encodes 673 amino acids.
AUGAGCGACCGGAAACGCGCCUGGGAAGGCAAUGGGGACUCUAGUGCAUCAAAGAAGCUGAAAAGGUGUACUGCAUCCAAUGGACAUUCUGCAGGUUCAUCGUUGUCGGCGGACGCUCUCAUCGCCCAGAAGAGGGCCGAGAUUGCUGCUAAGAUAGCAGCAAUGAAGAAGUCGGCGUCGGCAUCAAGCUCUGCACCAGCUACCGCCGCGCCCACCCCAAUCCCCGCAUCAUCAAGGGUGGCAUCCGCGUCUGCGUCAAACGCAGCGUCUCCAUCUCCGCCCAUCCCGGAUGACAUGGCGCGCCGUAUUGCGGAAGCGAAGCGGCGCGUCGCCGAGGCGCAAAGCAAGCUGGCGGUGAAAGACAACCCGUACAUGUCUGCCCCACAAGCCGGCAAGAAGAAGACACUGGCUCCAGAGCCUGCUCAGCAAGGGGCCGGUCUGAAGAUGGCAGCUCAUCCGCUCCUGCUCGACACCACGCCCGCUGCCCCGCAGUCCAAAAAGGACAAGUAUAAGCCCAUGCAGCCGAAGUUCGCGUCGAUCAAGGCGAACAUUAGGAAUGCACCGACUCCCCCGCCAGCUCCUACGCCGACCGCGCCCAAGGAGUCCAUAUCCAACCCGUACGCUUCUGGCACGGUCACGCCUGCCGAGAGCGGCUUCGAGGGUGCUCCGAAAGAGCGCACGGGGAGACACUUCCGCUUCAACCCAAAGGGUAAAUAUGUGCAGAUCGCGAACCAGGUCCGGCAGGAACAGCAACUCGAGCAGCUGAAGCAGCGCAUCGCGGAGAGCGCCAAGAAGGCUGGUUUAGAUACCGAGUUUGAGACGCUUGAGAAGAACAUCAGGAGAGACGCACCUCCAUUGACUGAGUGGUGGGAUGCGGCCCUGUUGCCUCACAAGACGUAUGACGACCUGGAGAUGGGGAUGUCCACGCUCAACAUCCGUAAUGCGGACUCGCCGAUCACGCUGUAUAUUCAGCACCCCAUCCCUAUACCCGCCCCAGGCGACAAGAACGAGAUCACCCUGAAGCCAUUGAAGUUGACCAAGAAGGCAAGUGACUGCCGCAGCGAGCAGAAGAAGGUUCGGAAACAACGGCGACAGGCCGAGCUGCAGGACAAGCGGGACCGGAUUCGUAUGGGUCUCAUCCCACCGGACGCUCCCAAAGUCCGCUUGGCAAACCUGAUGAAGGUCCUGACGUCGGACGCCGUGCAGGACCCUACGCGCGUGGAGGCGCGCGUGAGACGCGAAGUCGCGAUGCGCAAACACCAGCAUGAGAAGAUGAACACGGAACGCAAGCUCACGGACGAGCAGCGGCGCGAGAAGAUCGAGACCAAGAAGGUCGAGGAAGAGAAGAAGGGCAUUUACGGUGCUGUCUUCAAGGUCAAGACGCUUUCGGACCCGUCGCACCGCUUCAAGGUGCGCAAGAACGCGGAGCAGAUGAACUUGACGGGCGCCUGCAUCUUCCAUCCGACCUUCAGCAUGGUCUACGUCGAGGGCGCGUCAAAGUUCAUCCGGCAGUACAAGAAGCUCAUGCUCCGGCGCAUCGCGUGGACGGAAGCUGCGCGCGAACGCGGCGCGGAGGACGUCGAGAUCGAGGGCGCGGAAGAUGGCGAGGGCGGCAGCGGGAAGGGGAAGGGGAAGGCGGUCGUGCCUGGGGAGCACGGGCAGGCGUCGCUCGAGGACAACCACUGCUGGCUGAUUUGGGAGGGCCAGCUGAGGGACCGUGCCUUUAACAACUUCAAACCGAAGAGUUGCCCGACGGACUCGGCGGCGAAGGAGAUGGGCGAGUUGCAACGGCGGGAAGGACGGGCCUGCUCAUGUACGCGGGCGAGUUCUCAGUGUAGAUACGUAGCGGACAUGGAAUAUAUUUCGUUGGCACGCGCGAUCUUGGCGAGUGUGUGGCUGUGCGGCUGUGUGGGUGGGUGGGCCACCGUGGGCGGCUCGGGUGUGUGGGCGGCUGUGUGCGUGGACAUGGCGGGGACGGGGGGCGCACGUGGAUGGGGGUGCAGACGGCCGCGACGAGAUUGA